Sabethes cyaneus is the source of this 1974-nucleotide messenger RNA. RefSeq lists its product as uncharacterized. The coding region runs from base 1 to 1974 and encodes 657 amino acids. The transcript has 10 exons. Lineage: Eukaryota; Metazoa; Arthropoda; Insecta; Diptera; Culicidae. The record is from RefSeq and is a predicted model, not a curated record.
AUGAUAGACAACAUGAUGACACGUGACAGCGAAAUACCGGCCAUAUUCAACCCGAAACGUGUUCGAGCCCCCUCCGUCGUGGUAACAGGAGAACCUCCCAAUGGACCAUUCGGUGGGUUCAACAACAAUGUGCCACAGAUCAUGCAUUCAGACUCGGUGACAUCGAGUCAGCAUGACGGUCAGGACAGUCUGAUUGGCGUGACCGUUACUGGAACCGGAUGCGAGACCCCUCCACCAGGAGCAUCCACCGUUUUGGGGACGACGGUGCCGAAUAAUACCAAUACCAAUGCAGGAACCACCGCAGCUGACGGAGUGCCACCACCAGCAACUAGCAGACUGAAACGAUGUCGCGACUCCUGCUGUUCUGAAUUAGCUCAGAAAAUGUACUUUGGAGUGUGCGUAACGAUUCUCGUGACGGCCUCCUGGGUUGGAGCAACGCACUGCAUAAAAUUUCUAUACCUGCAGAGAAAUGCGUAUGCUUCCACACUACCACCGCACUUGACGGCUUUAAUUACAGACAGUGAGCCAAUCCUGACGGCGGACGCUAAUUCAUCUGCCCUGAUCGUUCACGGAUUCGGACCGACCACUUCGUUCAUGCCGUCAACCAGCAAACCAAUCGUCACCUCGGACCGGCUGGUACCGUCCAGCUCAACGCACAUCUUUAACGCACCGUUCUUUGCGUCCUGGUUUUGUACCAACUUGUCGAUCCUGUUCUUCCCGAUUUACAUUCUCGGUCGGGUGGCCAUCAAAAAGUGCGAUGGUACGGGUGAGGUGCUCGGGGAAAUACUGCGGGGCUUUCGGGAUCGGGGUUUUACAAUCGGCCGCUUUCUGAACCGCUGCUUGACGUUCUGCAUACUGUGGCUACUGACGACUUAUCUGUACGCGCUGUCACUGAAGGCCCUGCUGGCGACGGAUGUAAUGGCCCUGUUCGCUACUAACGUGGCGUGCGUUUACCUGCUAGCUUGGGUUAUACUGCAGGAGCAGUUCGUCGGAGUUAGGAUCGUAGCUGUGAUACUGUGUGACACCGGAAUCGCACUUCUAGCCUACAUGGAUGGAAUCACGGGCAGUCCAACGCUGGGUGGUGUGGUACUGGCAGCCCUCUCGGCCGCCGGCUAUGCUGUUUUCAAGGUGAUGUUUCGUAAGGUGAUGGGCGAUCCCCCGGUGGGCCAAAUUGCGUUCACUUUCUCCUUCAUCGGCUUUCUGAACGCUGCCAUCCUGUGGCCGGUAUGCAUCGCACUUUACUUUACCGGUGCUGAGGUGAUGCCCUGGGAGCCACUGCCAUGGAUAAUACUGCUAAUGGCCAGUGUGUUGCUGCUAGUUUUCCACAUUUUGACGCAGUUUAGCAGCGCUGUUACGUACAAUAUGUUUGUUACAUUAGGUUUAAUUACAGCUGUGCCAGUAUCGGCAGCACUGGACAUCGUAUUAUAUGGAGCGCACUUUGCCGGAAUGAAGCUGGCAGGUAUUAUAUUAAUAGCUGUCGGUUUCUUCUUGGUCAUGUUCCCGGACAAUUGGCCCGAUUACAUCACCCGGCUGCUCAGAAAAACUGGUCGUGCAUUACUAAGAAACCAAUGUUGUUACCAAUCCGGUAAUAAUGAUUAUGAAAAUUCGAAAUAUCAUCUUGUUGGGUCACAACGCGAGAUGGGGCCGCCACCCACGAAGCGGUAUUCCGUCGCAGCAUCGCGACGUCAUCGACUAUCGGACGGGUUACAUUCGAUCGCAUCUUCGCUCUCCCUCUGGCCGGGUGAGAUGACCGCUGAGCAGCAAAACACCCAGCAACUGUACCACUUUCAGCACUACAUUCGCAGCGGUUACGGCAGUGAUAGUGUCGGCCUAAACUCGAAACUGCGGCACUACUCGUUGACGGAGACAAACUUCAACCGGAAGGCCAACAGCGGCAGCCAACAGGGCUCGUCGUCGGUGUUACCGAUCCGGCAGAUAAAUUGCCGCAGCAGUUCGUACGGUUCACUGCAGUGA